UGUGAGCGAAGUAAUCGUUAUCGGUUAUCGGCAUAUUACAUGCGGGUGUUUGUAUGUGCUUCCAUCCCUGAGUGUCCGACUCUAGUGCAAUGAUAAUGGCGAAGGACGAAUGGUCCGCGGAAGAGGAAUUGCAGCUCUUUCAUGCAAUGGAAGGCUUACGACCUGUAGGCAUAAAUAAACAUUUCUACAUGUCCUGCAUAGCGGAACGUCUCUCAAAAUCGUUAAACCGCGAAAUGCCCAGUGAUCUAAUCUGGAGGCACUUGAGCACAAUGUACAAGCUAAAAGAGCUGGAUGAUCUUGAGGGGCUGCCAUUUCCCAAUGAGGAGCGAGAGUUUUGUUUGCCAGAACAGGACUACGCCACGUUCGUAAACAAAAAGACUGUUGGAGCCAACGCUAGCGAAGAAACAACAGAUACACAUUCUUCCCUUGUACCAGUAGUCGCCGCUCAAGCAACCGAUAGCAACAAUAAAGGCACAAAGUUGGCAGUAGUGCAGGCGAGAGAUAACGAAAAGAAGAUGACAAAAGUUUUGGAUAUGCCAAAGAGACCAGCUAAACGAACUCGUGGUUCAAUGUCAAAUGAAUCGAUUAGCCCCUCCACCACACCACCCCCCUUGCAGAGCAGCAAACGCCGUCGUAUUUAAAAUGCAUUGUUGGAAACACAUCAAUGCUUUAAGAUCAAAUAGUUAUUUUUAUUAGUUUUAGUUAAAUUGUGACCAAAACUUUGAUUUAAAAAUUAAGUGUAUAUAUAAAUGUUUCAAUCUUCGAAGUCGCUGCCCCCUGA
This is a messenger RNA of Drosophila virilis, 781 nucleotides long. RefSeq names its product MRG/MORF4L binding protein (gene MrgBP). Gene Ontology annotation, biological process: regulation of transcription by RNA polymerase II. NCBI's taxonomy places the organism in Eukaryota, Metazoa, Arthropoda, Insecta, Diptera, Drosophilidae. The record is from RefSeq and is a predicted model, not a curated record. Gene Ontology annotation, cellular component: NuA4 histone acetyltransferase complex; nucleus.